Messenger RNA from Xiphias gladius (swordfish), 594 nucleotides. RefSeq names its product glycine cleavage system protein H (aminomethyl carrier), b (gene gcshb). Lineage: Eukaryota; Metazoa; Chordata; Actinopteri; Istiophoriformes; Xiphiidae. The record is from RefSeq and is a predicted model, not a curated record. Gene Ontology annotation, biological process: glycine decarboxylation via glycine cleavage system; protein lipoylation. Gene Ontology annotation, cellular component: glycine cleavage complex; mitochondrion; cytoplasm. The coding region runs from base 56 to 580 and encodes 174 amino acids. The transcript is spliced from 5 exons.
CCCGCGGUCAAGUGUAUGUGCACUGGAUUAAAGGAUCGGCUCAUACGGAGUGAAGAUGGCGAUGAGAACAGCGCUGCGGUGCCUCUCCGCAAACUUUUCGCCCAGACUGCCUCAACUGUCGUCCGCAGCGCGGGUUUCAGCGACCCGGCUGCUGUGGAGGAGCGGCUCUCCGCGAACACUGAGCACGACCGCGGUCCUACCCACAGCCCUGAAGUUCACAGAAAAGCAUGAGUGGGUGCGAGUGGAGGGUGGAAUUGGCACAGUUGGAAUCAGCAAUUAUGCUCAGGAAGCAUUAGGUGAUGUGGUAUACUGUGGACUCCCUGAAGUUGGCCAAAGACUUGAACAAAUGGAGGAGUUUGGUGCUUUGGAAAGUGUAAAGGCUGCCAGUGAGCUAUACUCACCACUGACAGGAGAAGUAACUGAAAUCAACACAGAGCUGGCGGAGAAUCCUGGAUUUGUGAAUAAGGCCUGCUAUGCAGAGGGGUGGCUAAUCAAGAUGACAAUCGAAAAGCCUGAAGAACUGGAUAGCCUCAUGGAUCAAGCUGCAUAUGAUAAAUUUAUUAAGUCACUUGAAGAAUAAAUCAGUGAACUGAC